Messenger RNA from Nothobranchius furzeri (turquoise killifish), 7457 nucleotides. It is a transcript of the gene nin, whose product is annotated as ninein (GSK3B interacting protein). Gene Ontology annotation, molecular function: calcium ion binding. Gene Ontology annotation, biological process: microtubule anchoring at centrosome; centrosome localization; centrosome-templated microtubule nucleation. The record is from RefSeq and is a predicted model, not a curated record. Lineage: Eukaryota; Metazoa; Chordata; Actinopteri; Cyprinodontiformes; Nothobranchiidae. Gene Ontology annotation, cellular component: mitotic spindle pole; pericentriolar material; centriole.
CUUUUAUUGUUCGUGCACAAAAGUAGAAGGCACGAGUCUGUAGACCUGCACCCUGAUCAGCUGAUUUGCUAUUAUAUGUCAUGCUAGUUUCCAUCAUCUGUUGUUUGUAUUUGUCAUUUCUCAUGUGGGCGAGUCUCCAUCUUUCUUUUGAGUUCUAAAAUGAAUUUAGUUUCUUGGAGCGUCCCCAGAAAAUCACUAUUUGCCUAUUUUAUCAUUGCUUAUGAGAAACGUGACUUUAUUAUUGUGCUGAUCUCAACAGAUUGACACAAAUGAAGUGUCGCAGGUGAAAAGGAGAACAAAAUCUGAUCCGUGUGUCUGCUUUUGCUGCUACCUGUUGGUAAAUGUCAGUUGUUUUAUUAAUAGUAGUCUUGUUCUGUAUAACAAGACAGAGCUGUUAAAUUACAUGUAAUGAGAGUAGAUUUCAGAGAGCUGGUUAGUAGUCAUGUCCAUCUGUUGAAUCAGGUGUGUGAAAACCACCUCAGUAGCACGUUGAAUGCUGACUUCCUGAGCAGCGCUCACCUGAUUGUCUCAUCGUUGUAAUUGGAUUAACUAAAGCCUCCGCCACACAUGACGCUGCAGCCGUGUGUCGAAAGCUCACUUGCUGAGUGUUGCUCUCAGAUGGAGGUACUGAGUGAAGCUGAGUUAGACGCUUAUGCCUUGUUUGUCAGGGUGCUGUCCCGUGGGAUGGAUGACGGCCAAGAACCGGAUCAAUAUGAGGAGCGUCUAAAGGAAGUUUUUAACAGUUUUGACACCAGCGGCUGUGGCUCUCUGAGCCCAGAGGAGCUCUCUGACCUCUGCCAGUCGCUGCACCUGGAGGAUGCUACACCUGUCCUCCUCCACACGCUGCUGCAGAACCAGGACCACCUCACUGCCAGGGUUGACUUUGACCAGUUCAAGAAUGCACUUAUUCUGGUUUUGUCUUCAACCCUUGAGUCUCAUCAGGCAGAACAGGAAGCCUCACUAAGCCCAGAGUCUCCAGAAAUCCAACCGAAGUUUGUGAAGGGGGGUAAGCGUUAUGGCCGCCGCUCCACGCCAGAGUUCAGCGAGCCUGAAGAGUCUGGGGUGCUGAACCUAAACCCGGCUGAUGAGGAGGAUUUGGAGGACACCUAUGACUCAGCCGUCCCUAGGAAGCGUGAGCGCUGGAAUGCCCACAAAACAAGCACAGAGGAGUACGAGGCAGAAGGUCAGAUGCACCUGUGGAACCCCGACGAGCCGAGCACACCUCGGGGGUCCGCCGCUUCUCUGACGGCGCGCUUAGAGGGGCAGCUGCGCGAAGCAUGUGAUGAGUUGGAAAUAGCGUGGGAUGGAAGUGCCGAUCACGCUGAACUUCUGACUCUGUGUGAACAUCUGGGCCUGGAGCUAAACGGGGAGGUUCUCCUAAAUCUGACUGGCGAUGGCGUGAUGAAUGUUCAGGAGUUUGUUUCCAGGGUUUUAAAUCACAACAAGCCCCCGACGCCAUCCGCCUCCACUCCUUACAGGCAGCUCAAACGCCACCACUCCACUCAGCCUUUUGAUGAGGUAGGCCGCAGGAUCUCUGCGUUACCCAGCUCCAUUGGCAUGCGCCUCUUCUCUACUCUUGAUGAUGGGACCGGUUUCACUCCAGUCGAAUACAUCCUGGAUGCCUGGAUCGAUGAGGGAAUAGAAAACAGCGCUGAGAUCCUACAGGCCUUGAAUUUUGAUCUGGAUGGAAAACUGAGUCUUGGCGAUCUCACAGCGGCGCUGGAAAACGAGCUCCUGGUUACCAAGAACGGGGUCCACCAAGCAGCGCUGGCAAGCUUUAAAUCUGAGAUCCGAUGUCUUGUGGAACGAGUUGACCGAGAAAUCCGGGAAAAGGAAAAAAUCCAGCUGGAUCUGGAAAGAGCUGAGAAGCAGAAAACUCAACUCGCAGCUGAGGUGGAUGAGCAUCACUCUGCUAUCGAGCACAAGAACAACCUCAACCUCAGGAAGCUUGAGCAGGACUACAAGGAGAAGCUCACAGCAGUGCGAUCAGAGCUGAUGAAGGAGAUGGACCACAUCCAGCAGCAGGCCGGCCUGCAGCGAGAAGAGCUGGAGGCAGAGAUGGAGAAGAUCCGGGAGGAGGAAUCUUUUCUCAGAGACCAUCUCUCCAUCUCGGUGAAGGAGAACAGGCGUCUUGAGAUGGAGCUGCUGGACAGCACUGAGAAGCUAGUGGAGGCACAAAGUCAAGUCACCAAACUCCAGACCAAUUUAGAGAUCAUCAUGAAAGACAAGUUUGGAGGCCUGGACCCUGGCAGUGCAGACUUCCUUCUUCAAGAAGAGCGCCUGAAACAGCUGCACAGCAGUUAUGAAGCACAGUGCAGGGAGCUGCAGGAUCGUAUUGACGAGCUGCAGUCGGAGCUGCGGGAGUGUCGGACUCUUGGACGAGCUCACGAACCCUGCAGCAAACCUUUAUCCGAGGAGCUGGAGAGUAAAAGCCCUGGAACAGAGUCGGACCCAGGUCUCGGUUCAGACGAGGUGCAGCCGUUCAGCAUGAGCCUGGAAGCUGAGAUGAUGCUGGAGCAGCUGAAGGGGCAGCACUUCCAGGAAAUGGAGGAACUGAGAAACCAGCUUGAAACCAAGAUCAGUGAAUUUGAUAAGAUCGUGGAAAACCAGAAGGUCGCCCACGAAGACCAGAAAGCCACCUUGAUUAUCCAGCACCAGCAGGAGGUCCAGACUUUGAAGGAGGAGGUGGCUAGUGUUCAGAGCCAGCUCGAGCAGGUGGCGCUGGAGCAGACCCGUCUGGAGCAGAACCAGGCUGGGAAAAGGAAAGAGCUGGAGACCCAGCAGGAGGAGGUGGAGAACCUCAGACAGCAGCUGCUGGAAGCCCACAGGCACAUCACAGACCUGGAGGACCAGCUGAUCACAGUGGAAGGACAGCAGGCCCAAACAGAGGAAGACCGUCUGACUGUGAUGGAGGAGCUGAGAACCCAACAUGCCGUGGAGAUUACCAGACUAAAGGAGGAGCAGGCUGAGCUACAGGCCAGAGUAGCAGAGGAGAGAGAGGAGCUUCAGGAUCAAAAAGCUGAGCUGGAGAGAAGAUUACUGGAUGACUGGGAAAGGGAGAAGAAAGUCUUGGAAGAAUUCCAUCAAAGUGAUCUGAAAGCCCAGGUAGAGGAGGCGAAGCGCAUGUUUGAGGAGGAGCGAGAGGAAGUUGUGAAAAAACUGACUAAUCAAUGGCAGGAGGAGAGGGCCCAGCUGGACGAGCAGAACGAGUCUCUGCAGGUGCUGCUGGAGGAGGAGAUGUUGAAACUAGUCAAGGAGCAAGAGGAGAAGGAGAACCAGCUGAAGGAGCAGUGGGAGAGUGAACGAGCUCAGCUUCAGCAGCAUCACGAGAAGGUCACGCUCGACAGAAUAGUUCAGGAACGACUACAGUUGCAGGAGCAGUUUGAGCAGAGGGAGAGGAGACUAAGGGAGGAGUGGGAGAGGGAGAGGCUGCAGCUGGAGGAGGACUAUGAAGGGAUGAUUCAGGAUAGGCUGAACGAGGAGAAGGAGAAGUUCGAGACCGAGGAUGAGGAGAGGAUAGAGAUGCUUAUCGCAGAGGAGAGGGCGCAUCUGGAGGAAAGCCAUCAAGAGGCUGUGAGGAAGCUGAUGGAUAGGCACGCCGAGGAGAGGAACGCUCUCAGCACCAUGUUGGACAAGCUACGAGAUGACAUCACUCAGGAGAGGAAGGAAGUCGAGACCAGCUUCACCCAGAGAAUCAGCCAAGUGGAAGAUGGUUUCUCUGACAGUCAGGAGUCUGUCACCAAGCGUUUUCAGACCAAUAUCUUAAAUCUGGAAGAGCGCUUCCAAAGUGAGCUGCAGGCUUUUUCUGAAAAUCACGCCAUGCAGAAGCUCCACUGGGAAGCUGAGAUUCUCGAGGCUCUCGAGAGCGCCGAGGAACAGCGAAGAACCUUGGAGAAUAUGGAAGCAGAGCGACGGGAGCUAGAGAAUGUUCACAGUGAAGAAAUGGAAGCUUUAAAGAUGGAGAACAAGCAGCUACAGAGUGACCUGGACGAGAUGAUGAGCAGGGCGCAGGGGAAGGAACUAGAACUCCGCAUGCAGCUGAACGAUCUUCACAGCCGACUCCAGGAGAAACAUGAGCUCCUCGCUCAGUCUGAGAGCAGAGCUGGUCGCGUCCAGCUCCUGGUGGAGGAGUUUAAACAGGAACGGGAGCAACUUCUCAGUACCUACUCGCAUCUGGAGACAAAGUACAGUGAGGUGCUUUCCACGUCAGAAGGGCAGGUCGUUGAGAGCGUUCAGCUUUUGACAGAGCGCGAAGACUUAAAGGUGAAAGUGGAAGAGCUGGAGAUGCUUCUGAAACAGGCUGCAAUGGACUUUGAGCUGGACCGGCAGGAGCUGCAGGAGAACCUCUCCAUUCUAGAGAAACGGUUACGAGAAGAGACAGAUGUGUCGGAGAUGGAGCUCAAACUGCUGUCUGCUUCUCCAGAGAAAGGCCAGGAUGAAGAGGUGAAGCAUCCACGUCUCAUGGACCAUGCUGUAAGCCAAUACCAAACAGAGGUGACCUUAACUGGUGGAAACGUGGAUGGUUUUUGUGAGGGUUACCGCGGUGACAAUGUUGUUCCUGAUCCCGUGCUUGAAGAUCGGAGCCCUGAGCGAGGUGAACUCUUCUGCAGAGGUUGUGAUCACCGCAUCCCAGAUGCCCCUGGCACUUAUUUAUCUGCUGAAAACAGAAACGGAGACGCUUCCCAGGAGAUGCUACGUGAGAGCGUCUCACCGCUUCAGGCAUUUGUUGAUGGUGAAACUCGAGGAGCUGUUGAAUUCCACAGCGUGGAAACCAAACCUCAAGAGGACUCUGGAGGCUGUUCUCAUGAAGACGAGCCACGUGAUGAGACCGUGGUUGGUGCCUCUGGGCCGGAGGAGACGGGUGACCCUGAUGAAUGUUCUGUAGAGGAUGCUGAGAUUAAAAGUUUACCUGAUAACUCUCACGACGGACAGGAACUAGUGGUAGAUUUAGACUCUGAUCGUGAAAACCACAGUGGAGGUCCACGUGACUGUGUAGAAGCUCUGAACCAUGAGAACCAGGAGGUUCUAAAACUACAGGCUUUAUGUAACACUUCCAUAGAUGAGAACCUUCUCCUACAUGAGAAGGUUUCUCUACUUCAGCAGAAAGCUGAAAUCCUAGAGAAUCUUUUGGCGCACAACAGUGAAAAAGUCAGAACUGGUCGUCAGGCUUUAGAGGAAAACUACAAACUCAAAGUUCAGAUGCUGUUGCUGAUGGAGCACAUCAGGCAGCUGGAGAUGAAGACCAUACAAACCUCUGAUCUUCAGAUUAGAUACGAGGAUUGCAUGUGUGAAAAUGCCAAACUGAAGGAGCAGAACUGUGAGCUGGAACAGAAAGUGUGGAGCCUUGAAGGCAGGGCUGAUGUUCUCCACAGCUUUCAAAGUCGACAAGUGUCGCUGAUGGACGACAUCAGCAGGAUGAGAGAGGAAAAUGCUCAGCUGUUAGCGCUGUUGGGACAACUGGGAGGGCAGGAAGGAAGUUCAGACACGGAACAACCAGAAAGCCCCACAGAGGAGGCUUUUCUGCACCCGGAUGGACAUCUGCAGGCUGAGACCUUUACCCAGGACUGCUGCGAGGAGUUCGAAGAGCAGAACGCCGAGCUUCGAAGAGCCCUCGCAGAGCUACAAGACGAGUCUCGGGCUUUAACCGAAACAACACAGGCUUGUAGAUCCACAGCCAGUCGCCUCGCUGAGGAAAACCUCCUCCUCUCUCAGAACAUCGCUGCGCUGAAGGACGGGGACCUGCAGCAGACCCGGGAUGAGUUAACACAAUCAUUAGAGGACCUGAAGAAUGAGAAGUUUGCAGCUCAACAAGCAGCAGAUCGUUUUAAACAGCAGCUUUCAGAGUUGAAUUUGCAGAGCCAGCAGCUGGAAGGGGAGAACGAGACGCUGAUGGAGAAAAAUGCCCAAAACAGUGCUGACAUCGAGGGUCUACGGCAGCAGCUGGCAAAGCUGAUGAAGGAAAUGGAGAAGAUGGCGAUGAUCCAUACUGAAGAGAAGAAGAAGAUGGCAGUGAGUGUGUCUGGCCUGGAGGCGGAGUUAAACAAAGCUUUGAAGGACACCGCACAGCUGGAGGAAAGAAAUGUCCAGCUGUCCCAGCAGCUUUCUGAUCCCCGAGAGAAGGUGGAUUCAACAGAGCGUCCGCUCGGACAUUUUCUAGAGGAGUGUCAUGUGGAUGAGGACGCCGCAGGGCUUCACCAGCCGGCCAAAGCUAGAGACAAAGUGAAGACUGCAGAUGAAAGAGUUCCGGCUCUCAACCGGCAGAUGGCUCACCUGAAGUCAGAGCUCAGGGUUUUGCAGCAGGAGAGGGAUUCCCUGAAACUCGAGGUGUCAGUGUUGCACAAGCAGCUGCAGAACGCCAACGACAAAAACCAUAUUUUGGAGCGGGCUUUACACUCGAGCGGUCUGCAGAACCACACCAAGAAGCUUUACAGAGACGGGAUGUCUCGGAUCCUGGAGCAGGAGCAGCAGCAGCUGAGGCAGGAGAAGGAGAGGCUUCAAGCUGAAGUUCACAAGAUCAAAAGUGACCUCAUUCAGUCCAAAGAAAAGGUCCGUCAGCUGGAAGCCGCAACGCUGGCGCUGAGCAAGCAGAAGCAGCAGAGUCAUUCCUCCAAAGUGAAAGCCCUGGAACAGGAGACUGCCGCUCUGAAGCAGGAACUCGAAGCACACAGAAAGUUAACGACGAGCUGUGAAGCUGGACGGCACGCGGAGCUGGAGGCUCUCCGGCAACAAAACGAAGCUCUGAAUGCACAGAUAACUCGACUGUCCUCCCAGCUGCUGGAGUCCUUUCAGGCUCAGUUUGGUGGGUUUUUGCCUCCGUCGCCUCGCAGGAUGCAGAGGGGACAGCAUCACGGAGAGGAUCCAGACAACAUGCAGGAAGAGCGGGAGCGAAAGAUGAAGAACAUGGAGGAGCGCAUGAAGGAAAUCGAACUGUCGCUGUUUAACGUAAAGCUGCUGCUGAAGGAGAAGGUCGCUCAGCUGAAUGACCAGCUGAACAAGAAUGGCAAAGCUGAUGUUCUGAUCAAAGACCUGUAUGUGGAGAACUCCCAUCUGGUAAAGGCUCUGGAGAGAACUGAGCAGCGACAUGAAAUUGCAGAGAAAAAGAACUACCUGCUGGAGGAGAAGAUCUCCACCCUGAAUAAGAUUGUACGGGAUCUAAACCCGUCUUAUCUUCCAGGGCUUUCUUAUAACUGUAAAUACGCAUGAUGACAUCUCAGCAUCUCAUUUUCUUUUAAUGUUCUCUAUGUAAAAUGGACUUUUACCUUCAGGGACACCUCUGUAGCAAAUCCUACCAAAUGGACAAGAAUCUGAAGGUUCUAUUGCAAUUUUUUACUUGGAUUUUUGCAGUAUUUUUGUUAUUCUAAGUUGCUGAACUUGCAAAUAUCAAGUCAUAUUUUAGACAUUUUAUUUCUCUGUAAUUUAUUAUUUUACAAAUAUCUUAAAGUAGAAACUGUUGUAUC